AUGUGUCCGGCAGGCCUCUCAUGGGAGGUGAGGGCAAACAGCCGCCACUACCACAAACACAAACAGAAGAAAUCCUUUUUAUGCUUCAGCUGGGGGCGUUAUGCGGACAAUGUCGUACGCAGCUACAAGUACUCCCCCCUGACCUUCCUGCCCCUGACACUGUUUGAACAGUUCCAGCGAGUGGCAAAUCUCUACUUCCUUCUCAUGGUGGUGUUGCAGUGUGUCCCUGCCAUCUCAUCCAUACCCUGGUACAUCACUAUCAUCCCGCUUCUCAUCGUACUCUCUGUGAGAGGGCUGAAAGACCUCGGCAACGACAUGGCAAGGAGACGCAGUGACUCUGAGAUUAACUCCCGACCCUGUGACGUACUCAUCUCCCAGAGUUUCAACACAGCACAGUGGAAGGACCUGUGUGUCGGAGACGUACUUCGGAUCCACAAAGACCAAGUCAUCCCUGCGGACUUUCUCCUCCUGUGUAGUUCAGAGCCUCACAGUUUGUGUUAUGUGGAGACAGCGGACAUCGAUGGAGAGACCAACCUCAAGUAUCGGCAGGCGCUCAGUGCCACACAUGCCGAGCUCACCUCUCACCCCUCAGAGGAGACCCUUGCUGCCUUUGAUGGUGUUGUGCUCUGUGAGGAACCCAACAGUCAACUGUACACCUUCAGAGGCCAGCUGCACUGGCGAGGAGAGUGUCAUCUGCUGGACAAUGAGCACAUCCUGCUGAGGGGAACAGUCCUACGUAACACGGAGUUUGCUUAUGGCUUGGCCAUAUACACUGGCGCGGACACUAAGAUCCUGAGGAACUGCGGGAAGCUGAGAGUGAAGAUGACGCAAACGGAAAAAGUUUUCAACAGAGUGGUGAUCGGGAUAGUCCUGUCCGUGCUGCUGGCAGCUCUGCUUCUUGCCAUCGGCAGCGGCGUGUUUUUGAGUCGGGUCAUGAGCCAGACAGGGGUUCUGUCUGCUCUGGUUGUUAACGGCAAUCCAGUCUACACCGGGUUCCUAGUCUUCUGGAGCUACAUCAUCCUGCUCAGCCCGGCCAUGCCCAUGGCCCUCUACAUCUCGUUUGAGCUGAUCCACACGGUCCACAGCCUGUUUAUUGGCUGGGAUAUAGAGAUGUAUUGGCAGCAGGCAGACAGACCGGCCGAGGCCAGGAAUACCUCGCUGAACGAGGAGCUCGGCCAAGUGGGAUACCUGCUGAGUGACAAAACUGGGACGUUAACUCAGAACCGUUUGCUCUUCAGACAGUGCUGCAUAGCUGGGGAGAUAUAUGGUAACAAUAAAAUGCCACUCAUUCUCUGUCUCAUGAUUUUCCACCCACCCAUGGACCUAAGCUGGAAUCCGUUCUCCUGCGGUGGCCUGUUCAUGUCGGCUCCCAGCCUGGUGGAGAAACUCAGAGGACAGCAGUGUCCACUCAGCAGACAGUUCCUCACAGCACUGUCUUUGUGUCACACUGUCAUGGCAGAGUGGAAGGAGGGUGAGCUUGUGUUUUACCAGGCUGCAUCCCCAGAUGAGGAGGCUCUUGUUGGUGCAGCCAGGGAGCUGGGCUGGGUCUUCCUUUCUAGGACAAGAGACUUUAUCGUUGUCUCUGAGCUGGGUGUUACUCGACAAUAUCAACUGCUGGCACUGCUGGACUUUACCAGCAAGAGGAGAUGCAUGUCUGUACUGGUUCGGGAGCCAGAGGGUGGGUUAAAGCUGUACUGUAAAGGGGCGGACAUAGUGAUCCUGGAGAGACUGCAGAAGGACUUUCCAUAUCAGGAAAGGACUGAAAGAGCACUUGAGCUGUUUGCUCAGUCCUGUCUGCGGACUUUGUGCGUUGCGGUUCGAUCUGUUCCUGAGGCAUCGUGGGAACAGUGGAGUAAAGCUCUGGCCCAGUCUGCUGCCAUGGCGACCUGUGACCGUGAUGCACUGCUGGAAAAGCUAUAUGAUCAGAUGGAGAGAGAGCUGCAGCUUCUGGGGGUGACAGCUAUAGAGGACCGGCUACAGGAAGGCGUUCCUGAGACUAUUGCUCUGCUUCAACAGGCUGGGCUUAAAGUAUGGGUACUGACUGGAGACAAAAAAGAGACUGCAGUGAACAUUGGAUAUUCUUGCAAACUGCUGGAUCCUGAUACCAGAUUACUGGAAUGGCAGGAGCUGAGACAGAUACUCCAGGCCCCAGACCCAGGGGUCAGUUUCUUCAAGGCCAGACAGACAGAGCUGUGGGCUGUAGACAUGGAGAAGGCUAGAGCUAAGACUGCUGUGGUCCUCACUGGACCUGAGCUGGCAGAGUUUGAUCAGAGACCAGAAUGGGGGGCCACUUUCAUGAGCCUGGCAGAACAGUGCCAGUCAGUGCUAUGCUGCCGUGUAACACCUGGACAGAAGGCCGACAUCGUCACGUUGGUCAGGAAACACACCAGCUCACUCACCAUAUCCAUCGGGGACGGUGCCAAUGACGUAAACAUGAUCAAAACGGCUCAUGUUGGUGUGGGCCUGGCAGGAGUGGAGGGAGGUCAGGCAGUGCAGAAUGCAGACUUUGCAUUGUCCCAGUUCAGGUUUCUGCAGAGGCUUCUACUGAUCCACGGGCGCUGGUCAUACAGGCGCAUUUCCCUCUUCCUGCGCUACUUUCUGUUUAAGACCUGCGGCUUUGCCCUCGUGCACGUAUGGUUUGGUUUCUUCAGUGGCUUCAGUGCUCAGUCUCUGUAUGAGACAUGGUUCAUCGCUCUCUACACAGUCUUCUAUACAGCGUCCCCAGUUAUGUGUGUGGCGGUCUUUGAACAGGAUACAAGCGCAGAAAGCAGCCUGAAAUUGCCGGAGUUGUACAAGUCUGGACAGAGAAACGAGCUCUCCAGCCCUCUGAUGCUUUCCUUGUCGCUCCUGUAUGCUGUCUACACUUCGUUCGUCCUCUUUUUCAUCCCAUUUGGAGUUUUUUACAACACAGCCUUUGACUACCAGACGAUGGCAGUCACUGUUGCCAUGGCAGCCACGUUUACUGCCACAAUUGAGAUUAUGCUGCUGACCAGAUACUGGACGAAGUUCAAUAUAGCAGCUGUAUGUGUCUCUUUGGUGCUUUUCUUCAUCUUUACCAGGAUCACCCACAGCACCCACCUGUUUCAGAGAUCACCGAGCGACUAUUACUUUCUCGGCGUGUCUGAUAAGGCCUUUGUCAAUCCAGUUGUGUGGCUCACAGCUCUGCUCACUGCCUGGACGGCUGUUUUGCCUUCAGUGACCGCUCAUGCCCUCAAUGUCAUCCUCACCAUCCAUGGCAAACACAAGGUCCAGAGCGUGUCGCAUCAGCCGGUAGAGCUGAAGUCAAAGUUCAGAAGAGGGACCUCUCUCCGCCGUUCCUCUUAUGCCCUGUCUCAGGGAGCCGGGCCUGGACGCCUGAUAGCCUCUGGGACCUGCAUCCACAGCACAGCAUCACCAGUGGAUGAGAAGGUAACAGAAGAGGGAGAGCACAGUGUGACUGGGGGUGUCUACAUCAGCCCCAAUGGCAACCUGUUCGAUCCCACAGUGAAAUGA
Molecule: messenger RNA, 3492 nt
Organism: Xiphias gladius (swordfish)
Lineage: Eukaryota; Metazoa; Chordata; Actinopteri; Istiophoriformes; Xiphiidae
Gene: atp8b3
Product: ATPase phospholipid transporting 8B3
Exons: 26
Coding region: 1-3492 (1163 amino acids)
Biological process (GO): phospholipid translocation; Golgi organization
Cellular component (GO): plasma membrane
Molecular function (GO): ATP binding; ATPase-coupled intramembrane lipid carrier activity; ATP hydrolysis activity
Source: RefSeq, a predicted model, not a curated record